Naegleria lovaniensis is the source of this 504-nucleotide messenger RNA. RefSeq lists its product as uncharacterized. Bases 1 to 504 code for a protein of 167 amino acids. Lineage: Eukaryota; Heterolobosea; Eutetramitea; Acrasida; Naegleriidae. The transcript has a single exon. The record is from RefSeq and is a predicted model, not a curated record.
AUGUUUUCUGCAAAGGAUUUUAUUGGGUAUGAAAUUGGACUAGAAAUUCUAAUUAAGAUAUUUGGGACCGAAGAUAGAUCAAAAUUGAUGAAAAAGAUUGUUCAAGAAAGGAUCAACAUGUUACUCCACGAAUAUCCAAACUGCAACAUCGAUUUGGAAUCAAUUGUUAUGCUUCGCCUGACAGAGUUAGACGGUACAAGGUUCUCUGAAACUGGUUGUUUGAAAUCUCUAACCGCCAACCAGUGCAACCAUUGUUUAGAUUCAAACGCAUAUGUAGAGUAUUGUAUUUCAAAACGUAUUAUAGAUCCAGAGAAGAAGCAGGAUGUGAAUGGAGAAGAGUUGUUCUGGACACACGUUGCCGAGAAGAAGUGGGAUUUAUUAGAUGGAGUUUUUAUUUCUCCAUCAAAGGAACACCAUAAGGAUGUGUUUGGUAUUAACAAAGUUACCGCUUCUACAUUCCAAUGGGUUUCCAGUUCAAAGUACAAUCUAGAACUAGCGAUUUAA